Molecule: messenger RNA, 1737 nt
Organism: Suillus subaureus
Lineage: Eukaryota; Fungi; Basidiomycota; Agaricomycetes; Boletales; Suillaceae
Exons: 4
Coding region: 249-1424 (391 amino acids)
Source: RefSeq, a predicted model, not a curated record
UUAUUCAUCUCAGGUGUACCAUGAACAAAAGAGGGAGGUACAAUGUUCCGAGUAAUCCAAAGGAAGGUUAUAGUAUUGAGAUGUACAAGGAGAGCAUUGCCGAGUUUGAAUGGCCGAAUGGAUCUUACUGGGUCGGUGCGAGGGGUGGUAAAGUCUUGAGCACUUGAUGGUAAAUAUAGGAUAGUCAUAUGUCGAGAUGCCGAGUUUAUUUUGGUGUAUUUGUGCAUGUAAUGGUUAAAUGAUGUACUAUGGACAGCCUCUUAGUGGGACACGCGGUAGGGUGUACAUUGAACACCUUGAGUGGUUGGAGGAUGGCAUACACAGCGGCACCACGGGAUCCACCACCACAAUCUCAGGGUUUCAGAUCCAUAUCACCCAGACCAGCAUAUCCGAUCCAACACCCAACGCAGAUCCAGAUACCAGCCCAGUUAAGAUACCAGCACCCCCACCAGCAACACCGGCCACCACCGACAUCUUUCCAGAACCCUACCCCAACCCGACGCCCCCUUCCGACCCCAAAGCCACGUCCGGAAUCCCUCCCGCCGCCCGCACGUGCUGCUCAGACCCCGGCCCCGUCACGUCCGGCACCUAUCCCUGCCCCGGCCCCUUCACGUCCUGCCAUCCUUACUCAUGCUGCAUCCUUAGAGAGCACCCACAUUAAUAAUCAUACGAGACGUCCCCUCCCUAAUCCAGGUGCUAGAUCAACUAAACAUGCAAGCUUGGAUCUUCGUGCUCAGUUGGAAAAUAAUAUUCCAACAGAACCAGAUCUAAACAGUGCUGUAAGCUCCCAAACCAGCUCAUCCAGUUUCUCCCCCUUUUCUGCUGCAAGUGGUGCUUCAAGCUUUUCUAGUAUUCCAGCCCAUUCAUCUAGCGCGGCUACUUUCCCAAAUCAACCCCCAUCAUCAGCUUACUCGAAUUCACCUACUUCUACAAACUUUCACGAUACGCCACCACAUGGUUUCAGCGGCCCGAUCCCAGCAUCUAGCUACUCCCAUGUCGGUCCACAUAUAGAUGUGCAGGCUUUUCCACCCUCUUCUGCACCAGCCAAAUUCACCCCUCACUGGAAACGUGACCUUCCCGGGCCCGGGCCAUCACAACAGCCCAAUGAGUCGUCCUCACGUGUGGGUCCAAUCAUGGAGCGCAGGAGCACAGUGUCCGGCUCGGCUGCUCCACUAAAUCUUGCUAACAAGGGGUUUCCCCCUCCUGCGACAUCAAACAGCUAUUCCUCUACCCUUCCAGUAAGCCCGGGGCGUGAUCCAACAAGUGUCAUAGAUCGUGCCCAGACAGUCAUUCAUCGCGCCCAAACACAAACAUCGUCCGGCCGUCGUCCUUUGCCGUCUAUUGGCAAUAGGUCCCCACCGGUACCCCCACUUCCAGGCAUUUCACGCCCGCCCCCUGUUCCAGGUAAUAGUAGUUAUAAUUAGUGCGGUAUUCAACUUUAAAUAAUAUUUUCAGGAAGCUCGCGUUCCCCUCCAGCCAUCCCAAGUUCCUCGCAGGGCCAGCCAGUUCCAGGAAGUUCGCGAUGGCCUCCAGAACCAGGUAUUUAUUUGUCGCUCUAGUGCUCUGAUCGUUCAUCAAUUUCACAUCUGAAAGGGAGUUCACGUGGUCCGCCUAUGCCAGAUACGUUUCGCUCUCCAACAGUUAUGUCAUCUCGUUCUCCGCCUAUCUCUGGUAAUCCAGGAUCACCACCAGUGCCAGGUACUGAUGACUCAUGUUGACUGCCGUAUGUACCUGACU